UUCUAAAGCGAUUCGUUUGUUCUUAAAUAGGUCUGUAUAUUGUUUUUUUUUUAAAUUAUACAUUACAAAAGUGACGUCUUAAUCUACAAGCGAUUUUAAAAGUAUUUUUAAACUUUUUUUAAACGGCCAGUAAGUGCUGUGGUAGGGACUGUUGUGCGCACAGGUGUUCGUUCACAGGUGAACGAAAUCUUUGGCGUCGAAAAAAAAAAGCUAAAAUUAUAGUAUCCUUUGGAUUCCACCUUUGAUUUCCAACAGCGCUAAUGAAGAUAAUAAAGGCUGUGUUGUAUACACAGCGGUUUCUCUACGGGUGUAUUUCGGAUUUUACAGCUCUUCCCGUCUGAAGUCUGAAGAUGGCGGACGCGUGGGACCUGAGGGAGACGCCCGGCGCGGAGCCCUGGACGUUCCCGCCCCCGCCGCCCAACGCCACGCUGGGCGAGCCGCUGGCGUACGACGCCUUCCUCAACGCCUCGGAGCCGCGGCCGGCCAACGGCCCCCCGCCGGGCGUCACCGGCGCCGGCACCGCCCUGCUCGCCUGCGCGUACCUGGCCGUGUGCGGCGUGGGGCUCUGCGGCAACGCCCUGGUCAUCUACGUCAUCCUGCGGCACGCCAAGACGACCACCGUCACCAACAUCUACAUCCUGAACCUGGCGGUGGCCGACGUGCUCUGCAUGCUGAGCCUGCCCUUCAUCGCCGUGCAGCUGGCCCUGGUGCGCUGGCCCUUCGGCGCCCCGCUCUGCCGCGUGGUCCUGACCGCCGACUCCCUCAACCAGUUCACCUCCAUCUUCUGCCUGGCGGUGAUGAGCGUGGACCGCUACCUGGCCGUGGUGCACCCGGUGCGCUCCCCGCGGUGGAGGACGCCCGGCGUGGCCAGGGGCAUCACCACGGGGGUGUGGGCCGUGUCGCUGCUGGUCAACGUGCCGGUGAUGGCGUUCAGCGGCCUGGUGACCUCGCAGAGCAGCGGGGCGCACUUCUGCACCAUGGUGUGGCCCGAGCCGCAGGGCGCCUACUACACCGCCUUCAUCUUCUACACCUUCCUGCUGGGCUUCUUCCUGCCCCUCGCCGUCAUCUGCCUCUGCUACCUGCUCAUCGUCGUCAAGGUGAAGGCGUCGGGCGUGCAGGCGAGCUCGGCGAAGCGGCGGCGGUCGGAGCGGAAGGUGACGCGCAUGGUGUCCAUCGUGGUGGCCGUGUUCGUGCUGUGCUGGCUGCCCUUCUACGCCUUCAACGUGGCGUCGGUGACAGGCAGCGUCAGCAGCACGCCCGCCCUCAAGAGCACCUUCGACUUCGUGGUGGUGCUGGGCUACGCCAACAGCUGCGCCAACCCCGUGCUCUACGCCUUCCUGUCGGAGAACUUCAAGAAGAGCUUCCGGAACGUGCUCUGCGUGGCGAGGGCGAGGGGGGGGGCGGGGGCCGCGGGGGGGCUGCGGGGGGAGGCCGAGAGGAGCGGCCGAACGAGGGCGAUCAACGACGUGACCGAGACCCGGAGUGCCCUGCUCAACGGCGACCUUCAGACCAGCAUCUGA
Conger conger (European conger) is the source of this 1520-nucleotide messenger RNA. Its product is annotated as somatostatin receptor type 2-like. Gene Ontology annotation, cellular component: neuron projection; membrane. The transcript has 3 exons. The record is from RefSeq and is a predicted model, not a curated record. Gene Ontology annotation, molecular function: neuropeptide binding; somatostatin receptor activity. Bases 351 to 1520 code for a protein of 389 amino acids. NCBI's taxonomy places the organism in Eukaryota, Metazoa, Chordata, Actinopteri, Anguilliformes, Congridae. Gene Ontology annotation, biological process: cellular response to estradiol stimulus; neuropeptide signaling pathway; cellular response to glucocorticoid stimulus.